This is a messenger RNA of Giardia duodenalis, 2544 nucleotides long. Its product is annotated as Ankyrin repeat protein 1. The transcript has a single exon. The record is from RefSeq and is a predicted model, not a curated record. Lineage: Eukaryota; Fornicata; Diplomonadida; Hexamitidae. Bases 1 to 2544 code for a protein of 847 amino acids. Gene Ontology annotation, molecular function: protein binding.
AUGGCAGACGCCUGGUUUGCUGCGGCGCGCAAGGGCGACAGGGGGCGCGUCGAGCCUCAGCUAUCCUCCUUUGCAGGCAGCAGAGAUUCCCGGGGACGCACUGCGCUCAUGCACGCUGCAGAGUCGGGGGCAGUUGGGGUCAUUUCCCUCCUUGUUCCAGAAGAGAAACUCAUGGUCGAUAACACAGAUAAUUGCGCACUCUCACUAGCAAUCUUAGCGGGAAACCUGGAGGCCGCGAAGGCCCUGGUUUAUCACGAGUCUACCUUCCGUUAUAAAGAUGGCCGAGACUGCCUCAUGUUAGCCGCAGAAGUCGCGGAUCUGGAUAUAGUCGCUCUCCUGGCACAACACGUUGAAAAGAAUACAGAUGCAUACGGCCAAACGGCUCUUUCAUUUGCCGUCCGUCGAGGGGAUACCAAGAUCAUUAAGUAUUUACUGCAGCGGUUUAGCUUUACAGAGCAAGAGCUUCUUAGCACUCUUCACAACUUCUCCGGGCCAAAUUUUGUGGAAACCAGCAGCUUGAUUUAUCUGCAGAGUCGUCGCCUCAAAUCCGAGCUUUGCUGCAACUGUCAAACGCUGACAACUAGAAUGCUGUCACUUGAGCAGGAGAUCAGGAGGCUCCAGAACAUUCUACAGACAGAACAUGUGCAGAAUAAAACAUUGCAUUCAAAACUUCAAGAGCUAGCAGACAAGCUGGAAUGCCCAAAGGACAUUGUGUUUCAAAAACUGGACCAGAUGCUAUGUUAUCUUCUCACUAUCCCAGAGAGCCUGCUCAAGGUUCCCAUGGAGCUUUUCGAUCACGAGUGUUUCUCAACUAGAAGCUUAAAGGAGCUACCCUUACCCUCAAUACAGGCGCUAGACCAAUUAAAUAAACACAUUUUAAAUGCAGUGGAAAAGUACAAUCACCAAAUUUUUAUUCUCCGACAACAGAUUGAAACACUCACAAACGAAAAAGACCUUCUUCGGAGGAAGCUCAGCAAUUCAGAGCAUGCUCAGGAGAAACUAGCAGUUGUAAUUAAAGCUAAAGAGCAGGAAAUUGCAAAGGUUAUUGAUAAGCACAAGGAAUUUAAUAUCCGGGUCUCUCUACAAGAAGAUGAGCUAAGGAAAAGCAAAGACGCAAUAGCUACCCUGACGAAACAGAAUAAUGAACUAGUACACCAGCUGGAGAUAUUAGCUUAUGAAGAUGCUACAGUUACCAAAGACGGUAUCACCCCGUUAAUGAAAAGCAUUAUGCUGGGGGACUUUGACGCUGCUAUGAGCUUUGUUAAGAGAUAUGCAGGAAGAAAGUCUGGCGACGGGUCGACAGCCCUACACCUGUUGUUGCAAGCGAAGCGUCUCUGUCCUAGUCCUGCGUCCGUUAAAGGCUAUAGCUCGCUCCUGAGCAAACAGAAAGAAAAACAGCACGCUACUGGACGUAUAGAUAUGCAGGUGUACACGCCUCUAGCGGACAGAGAUACAGUCACAUCCAAUCAGCACCAAAAAGUGCAUGCUCUGCAGUUCAAAGAGUUACCUACAGAAGAUUGUCAAACAGUCAUAUCAUCUCAGCCCCCCUGUAUAGAUGGUAGUGACACAGUCAGCUUAAGUAGCACAUUAGACCCAUUUUUCAGUACAUGUGCUCCGUUAAGGUUUAUAGAUUGCCAGCUGCAGAUAGAGGUACUUAUACCCUAUUUUGACGCAAUGAUCACCGCAGAGUUAGAGCCUAUGCUUUCCCCAGACGACAUUACGGCGGUUUCUCUUUUCCGGCAACUUGCAGAGAUAGAGGCUGAUUUGCGAAAUAAGAACAACGAGACAGCUCUAGAGCUAGUACUAAACGAUAAGAACAUCUUCGCAAUUGACAUUCUUGCUCCCCACCAAGCACACAUCACAACCUCUAAGGGGAACCUCCCCAUAUUUGAGGCGAUCAAAAUGGCAGCGGACUAUCCCCAAGAAUGUCAAGACACUAAUAGAGAGGAAAGAGCAAAGACUGCGACGGCAUGCAGGAUAUUAUUACCGCACUCUGUUGGUCUUUGCAGUGACGAGGGUACCACACCACUGAUGAUGGCCGCACAGCAAAACGUUCAGGAAAUCUCAUCAUUGCUAAUGGAGUCUGAAGCACGAAAACAGAAUCUUUAUGGGGACACAGCCCUUAUGAUAGCCGUAGCGUGUGGUCAUACCCAAAUUGUGCAGGAUCUAGCGCCACUGGAGGCGGGUAUUCUAAAUAAUGAUGGAAUUUCGGCCCUAAUGUUGGCAAUACGGCUGCAAAGGGAGGCAGAGCUAAGGAUCCUACUACCGUACGAAUUGACGAUCCUCGAUAAACAGGACGAACAACCGCUCCUUACGGUACUUCAUACACAUAAUGCUAGGCUCUCUUAUCUUCUUAUUGAGGAGCUCAUGGUAAAGGUGAGAGCAGCGUUUGGCGCGGACUCGUCUGCUGAAGUUUCUCUUGACAAGAUACAAGAGAAUGUUCUGUCUUUUAAGUUUAACUCUGCAAUCGCAAAGGCCAUUAGUUGGAGCCAUCACUGGCAGGCACUCCAUUUGAUAGGUAGUCACCCUACGACAUCAGAAUGA